AUGGUGGAGCAUCAACUCCCCAUUCUCCCGCUUACCAUCACCCCGCCCCAUUCUCCCGCCUUCCAUCACCCCACCCCAUUCUCCCGCUUUCCAUCACCCUGCCCCAUUCUCCCUCUUUCCAUCACCCCGCCCCAUUCUCCCUCUUUCCAUCACCCCACCCUAUUCUCCCUCUUUCCAUCACCCCGCCCCACUCUCCCGCUUUCCAUCACCCCACCCCUUUCUCCCGCGUUCCAUCACCCCGCCCCAUUCUCCCGCUUUCCGUCACCCCGCCCCAUUCUCCCGCUUUCCAUCACCCCGCCCCAUUCUCCCGCUUUCCACCACCCUGCCCCAUUCUCCCACUUUCCAUCACCCUGCCCCAUUCUCCCGCUUUCCAUCACCCAGCCCCAUUCUCCCGCUUUCCAUCACCCUGCCCCAUUCUCGCGCUUUCCAUCACCCCGCCCCAUUCUCAAGCUUUCCAUCACCCCGCCCCAUUCUCCCGCUUUCCAUCACCCCGCCCCAUUCUCCCGCUUUCCAUCACCCCACCCCAUUCUCCCUCCUUCCAUCACCCCGCCCCAUUCUCCCUCCUUCCAUCUCCCCGCCCCAUUCUCCCGCUUUCCAUCACCCCGCCCCAUUCUCCCUCCUUCCAUCACCCCGCCCCAUUCUCCCUCCUUCCAUCACCCCGCCCCAUUCUCCCUCCUUCCAUCACCCCGCCCCAUUCUCCCGCUUUCCAUCACCCCGCCCCAUUUUUCCGCUUUCCAUAACCCCACCCCAUUCUCCCGCUUUCCAUCACCCCGUCAAAUUCUCCCGCUUUCUAUCACCCCGCCCCAUUCUCCCUCCUUCCAUCACCCCGCCCCAUUCUCCCGCUUUCAAUCACCCCGCCCCAUUCUCCCGAUUUCCAUCACCCCGCCCCAUUCUCUCGCUUUCCAUCACCCCGCCCCAUUCUCCCGCUUUCCAUCACCCCGCCCCAUUCUCCCGCUUUCCAUCAUCCCGCCCCAUUCUCCCUCCUUCCAUCACCCCGCCCUAUUUUUCCGCUUUCCAUCACCCCUCACAAUUCUCCCUCUUUCCAUCACCCCGCCCCAUUCUUCCGCUUUCCAUCACCCGCCCCAUUCUCCCGCUUUCCAUCACCUCACCCCAUGCUCCCGCUUUCCAUCACCCCGCCCCAUUCUUUUGCUUUCCAUCACCCCGCCCCAUUCUCCCGCUUUCCAUCACCCUGCCCCAUUCACCCGCUUGCCAUCACCCGCCCCAUUCUCCCGCUUUCCAUCACCCCGCCCCAUUCUCCCGCUUUCCAUCACCCCGCUCCAUUCUCCCGCCUUCCAUCACCCUGCCCCAUUCUCCCGCUUUCCAUCACCCGGCCCCAUUCUCCCGCUUUCCAUCACUCCGCCCCAUUCUCCCGCUUUCCAUCACCCCGACCCAUUCUCCCACUUUCCAUCACCCCGCCCCAUUCUCCCUCCUUCCAUCACCCUGCCUCAUUCUCCCUCUUUCCAUCACCCCGCCCCAUUCUCCCGCUUUCUAUCACCCCGCCCCAUUCUCCCGCUUUCCAUCACCCAGCCCCAUUCUCCCGCUUUCCAUCACCCCGCCCCAUUUUCCCGCUUUCCAUCACCCCGCCCCAUUCUCCCGCUUUCCAUCACCCUGCCCCAAUCUCCCGCUUUCCAUCACCCCGCCCCAUUCUCCCUCCUUCCAUCACCCCACCCCAUUCUCCCGCUUUCCAUCACCCCGCCCCAUUCUCCCGCUUUCCAUCACCCAGCCCCAUUCUCCCACUUUCCAUCACCCCGCCCCAUUCUCCCGCUUUCCAUCACCCCACCCCAUUCUCCCUCCUUCCAUCACCCCGCCCCAUUCUCCCUCCUUCCAUCACCCCGCCCCAUUCUCCCGCUUUCCAUCACCCCGCCCCAUUCUCCCUCCUUCCAUCACCCCGCCCCAUUCUCCCGCUUUCCAUCACCCCGCCCCAUUUUCCCCCUUCCCAUAACCCCACCCCAUUCUCCCGCUUUCCAUCACCCCGCCUAA
This is a messenger RNA of Closterium sp. NIES-65, 1980 nucleotides long. NCBI's taxonomy places the organism in Eukaryota, Viridiplantae, Streptophyta, Zygnematophyceae, Desmidiales, Closteriaceae. The record is from the annotation of a GenBank genome assembly.